UAGGGAAGCUCUCCCAACUUAAACACCACUUUGCAGACCCGUCUUUAUCUUCCUGGCUGUCCGCUCUUACACCUUGUUUAUUAAGUCCUCGGCUGAGAAGCCGCCCAUCCCGCAAUGGAUACGCCGAUGAUUCCGAUGCCGAAGGAUUCGGGGGAGAGGGAGAUAUUGGAGCAGCUCACGCUCAUCCGCGACCGGCUUCUGCUGUUAAAGCAAGAUCGGGCAAACUAUAUCCGCAGCCAAGAUGUCUUCGUCCUCUACAAUCAAACGAUCGAGCAAGUCCGGCUCCUCAACGAACUCAGGAAAGGACAAGACAAGACGGAAAACAGAGUUGACAAGGUCCUCGAGGGCUGCUUCCAGCUCCUGUCGCUGUUCUUUAUGACUAUUGGCCGCACCAGCGAGGCACCGGCAGCAUAUGCCCUUACGUCGACCAUCAAGCGACUACUCGAUCAUCUCACCGAGGCGGCCCUAUUCUCGGCCAAGGACCUUGAUAGCAUGUCUAGCACGCUCGAGAAGAUCGAAGCCAUCGUGAGGCACACGGACUCGAAGCACUCACCAUAUCUUGUUGAGCUACUCUCGAAUCGAAUCCAGCUCUGCGAGGAGUCUAUCGCGAACCUACAGGGGAAGCUGGAUAGCUUGGGCGAUCCUCUGCCAGCCGUCCACGAGAAGAUGAUAUCUAUACUGCGGUCAACCUCUCUGGCGAACACUAAAGCAAAGUUUUCCACAAGCGAGGUAGAGAAGUACCGAGAUCAAUUAAAGGAGAUCGACGAUUCGAGGGUGGAGGGUAAGUUUCUCGGGCCGGAUGGCAAUGCUGCAAGAGGGAGCGAUGAGGUAUCGGAGCUCCUGCAGCGGUGUUUGCGCUGGUCUGAGAUAGUGCUCGAGAGGAAAGGGGAAAUACCCGAACCUUUCCAGCCAAUCUACAAAGUCCUGAUUGGGAUUCGGAAUGAGCUCGACAAGCUGUCCAUCACCCCGGCAUGGUCGCUUCGAGAGGCCGACCUAUACGAUUUCCAACGCCAACUGGACAGGAUCGACGAAAGCAGGGUUGACGGAAAUUGGCUUGAUGACGAGGGCAGGCCGGCAGAGCUUUAUGUGCAACGGACUCUCCUGUACCUGACCAGGAGAAGCUAUGGAUACAUCUACCACCUCAUGAUAUCUUCCGAACCUGUCUCGGAGGCCCUGCUCCCGAUCUACAAUCAACUACAGACACUCAAGCGAUGUCUACUCGAGGUCAAAAAACAAGGCGGCGUUAGCUCGGCGAGGGACUUGUAUCCGUACAGUAUGAAGCUGAACUCCAUCGAUAAUAUGCGGAUGGAUGGGAAGUUCAUGGUUGGAAACGACAUCCCGGAAGGCCAGGGUAGUGUUAGUGAACUCUUGGCCGAAUGCUUUGAACUUAAUUACGAGCUGAGGGUUGCUGUGGAGGAACAAGGACCCAAUGAGUCCUGAAGAAUCCCGGAUAACCAGGGGCUUCUGGUACAGAGAAGCCGUUCGCCAAGAGGUCCGGCGUCUCGCGAUACAUGUACGAUCUAGGUUGGAUGGGGGUUCAGGCUUGUGUUUAUAUCAGCAUGCUUUCGGACUGCUUGGGUGAGUGUGCUUUGGAGUCUAUUAUCUACGGUGAAACAGAGCAAAAUCUUGCAAUCUAGAGGGGUUAUUUUACUAAGACCCCUAAUAUCGCUGAGAUUUGAUAUCAAUCACCUUGCCCCAUUACGGAUUCCUGAAUGCGCACUUGAACGGCCACAUCUGAGCCUAGACCGACCAACCUGUUAGUCGACGCUCUUCCAAGCUGUCGUUGCUCAUAACUUACAUUCUCAAUAUC
Molecule: messenger RNA, 1810 nt
Organism: Phialemonium atrogriseum
Lineage: Eukaryota; Fungi; Ascomycota; Sordariomycetes; Cephalothecales; Cephalothecaceae
Exons: 6
Coding region: 115-1440 (441 amino acids)
Cellular component (GO): nucleus; cytoplasm
Source: RefSeq, a predicted model, not a curated record